This is a messenger RNA of Ailuropoda melanoleuca (giant panda), 2235 nucleotides long. RefSeq names its product cell cycle control protein 50C. The record is from RefSeq and is a predicted model, not a curated record. Gene Ontology annotation, biological process: phospholipid translocation. Lineage: Eukaryota; Metazoa; Chordata; Mammalia; Carnivora; Ursidae. The coding region runs from base 230 to 1312 and encodes 360 amino acids. Gene Ontology annotation, cellular component: endoplasmic reticulum; Golgi apparatus; plasma membrane. The transcript has 7 exons.
UUGGUCUGUGCAGACCCUGCUGGGGACUAUUCCUCCUAGGCAUGGCAUUUAGCACACGUUUUUUGAGCCUAAAGUAAAAUAUACCAAUGGCUGAUUGAAGAGAGUUGUGUUCCUGCUGAAUAUCAAGUUCAGUUAGGCAUAAGUCUGGGAAGCAGACUGGAACUACAAAGGAAAGUUCAUAUAAUCCUUAAUUUAGUAUUACCAUUAUGCGCUAUUACUAUGGGUAAUAAUGUUAUUAAUGCCUCAGAAGUAUAUCUCAGUUACCUGCAGGACCAAAAUGAAGAGGACAUCCAAGGACGGCCAGUCCAAAUUGCCAGACAACACUGCCUUGAAGCAGCAGCAGUUGCCUGCCUCCCGGCUACAGCUCUCAGCCACUGGAGUCCUCUCUUGCUUUUUUGCCACAGGAGUAUUCUGCCUUGGUAUGGGCAUCAUCCUUAUAUUGUCUGCAAAGAGUAUCAAGGAAAUAGAGAUUAAAUACACAAAAAUCUGUGGAAAUUGUGCAAAACUGCGAGAAGAUGCCACUAAUUUUGACAAAGUAUGCACCUGCUCUAUUCCGUUUUACCUUCCAGAGACAAUGCAGGGUAAUGUUUAUAUGUACUACAAAUUGUAUGGCUUCUAUCAGAAUCUCUAUCGAUAUAUUCUAUCCAGAAGUAAUAGCCAACUUGUGGGUACAGACUUAAAGGAUGUUGGAAACUGUGCUCCAUUUAGCAAGUCCCACGAUGGGACUCCCAUUGCUCCUUGUGGUGCUAUUGCCAACAGCAUUUUCAAUGAUACCAUUAUUCUCUCAUACAAACUUAAUUCAUCUAUACCUAUCAAAGUCCCAAUGCUAAGAAGUGGAAUUACAUGGUGGACAGAUAAGUAUGUCAAGUUUCAGAAUCCAAGUUCCAUUAAUCUUUCUAGCGCAUUUGCAGGGACCACAAAGCCCCCAUCCUGGGCUAAGCCUGUCUAUGAACUGGAUGAAGAGGAUCCAGGAAACAAUGGCUUCCUCAAUGAUGACUUCAUUGUGUGGAUGCGGACAGCUGCCUUUCCCACUUUCAAAAAACUCUACCGUCGACUCAAUCGAAUACAGUACUUUAUUGAAGGCUUGCCUGCUGGUAACUAUAGUUUCAACAUUACCUAUAAUUUUCCAGUAACAAGGUUCAAAGGAGAAAAAUCAGUUGUUCUUUCCACCUUGACAUGGAGUGGAGGCAGUAAUCUUUUCUUAGGUCUUGCCUACACAGUGACAGGAGCGGUGACAUGGUUGGCCUCUUUUUCCAUGAUGGCAAUUCACUUGAUGCUGAAAGACAGGAAAGUGCUCUUCAUCCAGCAGUAAAGUCAAGUUUUAAGAAGAAGAAUAGAAAACACAGAAAUGGGCAAUGAAGUAACAGAGCCAAAGAUUUCUGACAAGGCUCGAAAUGACUGGGAUAUUUCAUCAAGGGGAACUGGAUUGACUGACCAAGUACAAUCCCAAAUAAAUAAAUAAUGAGAGAUUCAGAGUGAAGAAGAGGAGGAAGACAGAGAGGAAGAGGAGGAGGAGGAAAAGGCAUCGUUAUAUAUAGUAAGAUGUCCUUGGAAUGGGGAAGAUAAAUCAUCUUUGAGUUCUAAACCAGGUCUCGGGUAUUUAUUUGAAGCCCUUGUGCCUAAAGGUCGGUGAAUGCCUAGGGGAGAGUGCCAUCAUUAGACAAGAGUAAGUAAGCCUGGGGUCCCCAAGAUUAGGUGAAUUCUUUUAACCUCUAUCAGGCUCAGACCAUGAGUCUUCAUUGCUUGGUCAAAGUUUUAGACUUUCUAACAAUUGUUAAGCAUGUAAUUGAGCAAUCAGGAUGAUUUUUGAAAACUGACUUAUUCAGUGUUCCCUUUUCUCUAUGGAUUAAAAACUAAGUUUUCUCUGCUAAGAAAAUGCCAAGCAAAGAUUGUGGAGUGCCCUGAACACCCACAAUACAGCAAUACACCAAAAAGAAAGGCCAGAGGGUUCCCUGAAGUUAUUCAUGUAGCCAAGAGGAAAGCACUGAAAGUUACUGAUUCUCUCAAAAGUUGUAUUCAGCAUUUAAGGGCACAAAACAAUUUUCAAACUUAUAUUGGGAUGACAUAUUCUGGAAUGCAAAUGAUGACAUGUAUUUAUGAUACUUGAAAUACAUGUGUUGAGGGAGCUUUUCAGGGUCCAUCUUAAAAUGUUUGAAUUCCUGGGAUGACUGGGUUGCUCAGUCAGUUAAGUAUCUGCCUUCAGUUCAGGUCAUGAUCCCAGGGUCUAGGGUUCGA